Molecule: messenger RNA, 360 nt
Organism: Macrosiphum euphorbiae (potato aphid)
Lineage: Eukaryota; Metazoa; Arthropoda; Insecta; Hemiptera; Aphididae
Source: the annotation of a GenBank genome assembly
AUGAGCAGCAAGGUGGUAAACGAAAGUAGCAUGUUCUACAUUGACUUUUGUCCAAAUUGCUCAAACAUUCUUCACUUGGACGAGUAUUUGGGAGAGAUGAGACAGAAAUGUCAAGUGUGUCCGUACUUCUCUACAAUCAAAAACGUCAUGCUUGCCUCCCGAUCGUUUUACAAACUAAAAGAAAUAGAUUCAGUUCUGGGAGGCAAAAAUGCUUGGGAAAAUGUGGAUUCAAUUGAUGUAGUUUGUAAUUCGUGCAAUCAUGGCAGAGCAUACUUUUUACAAGUUCAAACUAGAUCAGCAGAUGAACCUAUGACUGUUUUCUAUAAAUGCUGUAACUGUGGACACAGAUGGCGAGAAUAA